Messenger RNA from Nanorana parkeri, 1038 nucleotides. RefSeq names its product VAMP associated protein A (gene VAPA). The transcript has 8 exons. Gene Ontology annotation, biological process: neuron projection development. The coding region runs from base 169 to 885 and encodes 238 amino acids. Gene Ontology annotation, molecular function: FFAT motif binding. NCBI's taxonomy places the organism in Eukaryota, Metazoa, Chordata, Amphibia, Anura, Dicroglossidae. Gene Ontology annotation, cellular component: endoplasmic reticulum membrane; plasma membrane. The record is from RefSeq and is a predicted model, not a curated record.
UGACUGGGAUGUCAGGGGGGUCACAUGGUGCAGUCACAUGGCCGUGACGUCACCUCCUCCUUCAAACCACUCCGAUCUAGCAUCUUCCCCGGUGUCAUUUUGUGCUUGCCUUGGGCUGGAGGCCUCUUGUCGCCUUUGCUUCCCCGCCUCGUCCCAGCUGUGAGGUGAAUGUGUGCAGCCGGCGGGGCCACCAUGUCCAAACACGAGCAGAUCCUGGUCCUCGACCCGCCUCACGAGCUCAAAUUCAAAGGUAAAUUCACUGAUAUAUUGCAGGCUGUUUUUAUGUCUUUUUAUCGUAAUCCGUCUGAUAAGAAAGUAUGCUUCAAGGUGAAAACUACAGCUCCAAGGCGCUACUGUGUGAGGCCAAACAGUGGUCUUAUAGAUGCUGGAGCCACAGUAACAGUUUCAGUAAUGCUACAGCCUUUUGACUAUGAUCCAAAUGAAAAGAGUAAGCACAAGUUCAUGGUGCAGACAAUAUUUGCUCCACCAAAUAUUUCAGACAUGGAAGCUAUGUGGAAGGAAGCAAAACCUGAUGAUCUUAUGGAUUCUAAGUUAAAGUGUGUGUUUGACAUGCCACAUGAACAUGAAAAGCCGGUAAAACACGAGAUGCACAAGUCUGUGCCACAUGAAGCCACAAAACUGUUUGCUUGUCUGCCAUCAAAAGGUAGCUCUUCAAUGGAUGAUACUGAAACUAGGAAACUUGUGGAAGAAUGCAAGAAACUCCAGUCUGAGAUUAUAAAAAUGUCAGAUGAAAAUCAGCUGUUGAAAGAAGACAGAAGGAAGAGCAGAGGAAUUGUGAAAGAGCAGGGAAGCCCCAUCCCAUCCCUCGUUGUUGUUAUUGCAGCAAUUUUCAUUGGGUUCUUUUUAGGAAAGUUCAUCUUGUAAUUUAAAGCAUGAAGUGCUAUCACUUUUUUUUUUCGUUUUCUUCCUGGCCAGAAAGUUGUUUAGCUGCCAUGUCAUUUUAUGUACAGCAGCAUUUUGGCAUCACCGUUAACCGAUCUCAAUUCGAUAAACGGAAUAAAAAAAAAAAAAAAAAAA